AUGACUGGUGGCAGACGGAAGCCCACGGAGAUACUUUGGUACAAAAAGUCACGAGUUACAAAGAUCUCUGAAGAUGUUGAUGACCACCAGAUGACUUUGUAUCAGCUCUUAUCUCACUGGCAAAAGUGUUGGAACAGUGACCGAAAACCCAGUACGUGUAAGAAUGUCUUCCUGCCCCAGAACCCCAAUGAGGGGCCCGAGCGUUGCCGCGGUCUAGACGGCUGGACCCUGAAAAGACAAGCCUGGCUGGAUUCGCACCGUCGACCGCAAUCAGCCUGGCCAGAUCCCAUCCUCGGUACGGACGUGUGGGUAUGGGCACGGGUGGGCUGGUGGAACGGCCGGUUCGGCGUUUCCACCGGGGGCUUUUACCAAAGCGAUACCCAGCCCCUUCUGCAGAACAGAAAGCGACAAGGCAGGGCUCUCGGGAGCCUAGUUAUUCUGUACUGGCUAAUCAGUCAAGUCUGGGACCAUCGUGGUCCCAGACAAUACAACAGUAGUGGCUACAAUCACGAAUAUGUACAGGGCCUACCGAGCUGACGCGAGGUAGAUCUGGACGGUGGCUGAAGCACCAUCGACUGACGUGUGGCUCAACUCUGCCCCGUCCUUAGGUAUAUCACUGGACACGUUGGUAUGUUCACCUCGUGUGUCACAGGGAGUUGAAUAGAACUGGUGUGGCUGGCGAGAUCGAUGUGGGGAAAAGGCGGUGAGC
Molecule: messenger RNA, 709 nt
Organism: Microdochium trichocladiopsis
Lineage: Eukaryota; Fungi; Ascomycota; Sordariomycetes; Xylariales; Microdochiaceae
Exons: 4
Coding region: 1-537 (178 amino acids)
Source: RefSeq, a predicted model, not a curated record